GCGUCGCACAGCUCCUGUCGCGGUCGCGGCUUCCGGUGCUAGGUGGAGGGAAGGAAGGAGGGAGCUGGGGAGCGGGCCAGGAGAGCAGCGGCGCUGAAGUCGGCUUGGGGAGCCGGAGGAAAGAGAGCGAGAGCCGAGCGGAACCUGCGGGGGCGGAGGCGGUGGUAGCAGCGGCAGAGCUGGGAGCUGGAACAGGAUCAAGUCUUCCAUACCAGGGACCAGACUGCCACUGCCCUGACUUGGGCCCCACUGUCUUCAGAAAGCAGCUGCUGUGAUCAUGGGCAAUAUCUUUGGAAACCUUCUGAAGAGCCUGAUUGGGAAGAAGGAGAUGCGCAUCCUGAUGGUGGGCCUGGAUGCUGCAGGGAAGACUACUAUACUGUACAAGCUAAAACUGGGGGAGAUUGUCACCACCAUUCCUACCAUUGGGUUCAAUGUGGAAACAGUAGAGUAUAAGAACAUCAGCUUCACAGUGUGGGAUGUAGGUGGCCAGGACAAGAUUCGGCCUCUCUGGAGACACUACUUCCAGAACACUCAAGGCUUGAUAUUCGUGGUUGACAGUAAUGAUCGGGAGCGAGUGAAUGAGGCCCGGGAAGAGUUGAUGAGGAUGCUGGCAGAGGAUGAACUCCGAGAUGCUGUGCUCCUUGUCUUUGCGAAUAAACAGGAUCUACCGAAUGCUAUGAAUGCUGCUGAGAUCACAGACAAGCUGGGCCUACAUUCCCUGCGCCAUCGCAACUGGUACAUUCAGGCUACCUGUGCUACCAGCGGGGACGGGCUGUAUGAAGGCCUGGACUGGCUGGCCAAUCAGCUCAAAAACAAGAAGUGAGAGCCAGGCAGCCCUAUCCGACUACCCUACCCGUCCCUUACAUACCUAUUGUUUCCCUAUCCCAGCCCUACCCCUUCCCCUCCAUUGCAAGUGUGGCUAGGGCCCUGGGUAUCAUGUCCGCAUGCCCAGCAAGAGCCUUGCCUCCCCGACUCUCCUCCUCUCCCUGUCCACUGACAUGACCGGUCCCCAAUUACUGUCCUGAUGAUGAAUCAUUCCAAUUUACUGGAUUUAAAACAAAAA
Messenger RNA from Urocitellus parryii (Arctic ground squirrel), 1063 nucleotides. It is a transcript of the gene Arf3, whose product is annotated as ARF GTPase 3. Gene Ontology annotation, molecular function: GTPase activity; GTP binding. The record is from RefSeq and is a predicted model, not a curated record. Lineage: Eukaryota; Metazoa; Chordata; Mammalia; Rodentia; Sciuridae.